Molecule: messenger RNA, 1890 nt
Organism: Vitis vinifera (wine grape)
Lineage: Eukaryota; Viridiplantae; Streptophyta; Magnoliopsida; Vitales; Vitaceae
Product: LRR receptor-like serine/threonine-protein kinase GSO1
Exons: 2
Coding region: 1-1890 (629 amino acids)
Molecular function (GO): protein binding
Source: RefSeq, a predicted model, not a curated record
AUGUCUUCUUUGCUCAACAUUAGUCUCUCCUAUAAUAGCCUCUCUGGGAGUCUUCCCAUGGAUAUAUGCUACGCCAAUCUAAAGCUCAAGGAGCUUAAUCUUUCAUCAAAUCAUUUGAGUGGAAAGGUCCCCACCGGUUUAGGCCAAUGUAUAAAGCUUCAAGGAAUUUCCUUAUCAUGUAAUGAUUUCAUGGGAAGCAUACCAAGUGGAAUUGGUAAUUUGGUAGAGCUUCAGAGCUUAUCUCUCCAGAAUAACAGCUUGACAGGAGAAAUACCUCAAUCACUAUUCAACAUCUCUUCGUUAAGGUUUUUGAAUUUGGAAAUAAAUAACCUAGAAGGUGAAAUCUCUAGUUUUUCUCAUUGUCAAGAGCUUCGAGUGCUAAAAUUAUCAAUCAAUCAGUUCACUGGAGGCAUUCCAAAAGCCUUAGGGGGUUUGUCUGAUCUUGAAGAAUUAUAUCUUGGUUAUAACAAAUUGACAGGUGGAAUUCCUAGAGAGAUUGGGAAUCUUUCAAAUUUAAAUAUUUUGCACUUAGCGUCUAGUGGAAUCAAUGGCCCUAUUCCUGCCGAAAUUUUCAAUAUCUCUUCAUUGCACAGGAUUGAUUUCACUAAUAAUAGCCUUUCGGGGGGUCUUCCAAUGGAUAUUUGUAAACAUCUUCCUAAUCUCCAAGGGCUCUAUCUUUCUCAGAAUCAUCUCAGUGGUCAACUUCCUACAACUCUAUUUUUAUGUGGAGAGCUCCUGUUACUGUCAUUAUCAAUCAAUAAAUUCACGGGAAGCAUACCAAGAGAUAUUGGCAACUUAUCAAAGCUUGAAAAGAUCUAUCUAAGCACCAAUAGCCUCAUAGGUUCCAUUCCAACUUCAUUUGGUAAUUUGAAGGCCUUAAAAUUCCUUCAGUUGGGGUCCAACAAUCUUACAGGGACGAUACCAGAAGAUAUUUUUAACAUCUCUAAACUACAGACCCUUGCGUUGGCGCAAAAUCACCUUUCAGGCGGUCUUCCAUCAAGUAUUGGCACUUGGCUCCCAGAUCUUGAAGGGCUUUUUAUAGGAGGCAAUGAAUUCAGUGGAACAAUUCCAGUGUCUAUUUCAAAUAUGUCAAAACUUAUCCGGCUACACAUAUCGGACAACUAUUUCACUGGUAAUAUGCCAAAAGAUCUCAGUAACCUAAGGAAGCUUGAAGUUCUCAACCUUGCAGGCAAUCAAUUGACUGAUGAACACUUAACCUCUAAGGUUGGUUUUCUUACUUCUUUGACAAAUUGCAAAUUUUUGAGAACAUUGUGGAUAGAUUAUAAUCCUUUAAGAGGCACUCUACCAAAUUCACUAGGGAAUCUUUCUGUUGCUCUUGAAAGUUUUACAGCAUCAGCCUGCCAUUUCAGAGGAACCAUUCCCACAGGAAUUGGUAAUUUGACCAAUUUGAUAUGGCUGGACCUGGGAGCUAAUGACUUAACAGGGUCGAUUCCAACUACAUUGGGACAGCUACAGAAGCUCCAACGAUUGUACAUUGCUGGAAAUAGAAUACAAGGAUCCAUUCCAAAUGAUCUUUGCCAUUUGAAGAACUUGGGAUACUUGCAUUUGAGUUCUAACAAAUUGUCUGGAUCAAUCCCAAGUUGUUUUGGAGAUCUUCCUGCGCUACGAGAACUCUCUCUUGACUCCAAUGUGUUAGCUUUCAACAUUCCUAUGUCCUUUUGGAGCCUUAGAGAUUUGUUGGUUCUUAGCUUGUCUUCAAAUUUCUUGACUGGUAAUCUACCUCCCGAAGUUGGAAACAUGAAGUCCAUUACAACAUUGGACCUGUCAAAGAACCUUAUUUCAGGUUACAUUCCAAGAAGGAUGGAAGAACUACAAAAUUUGGUUAAUCUUUCCUUGUCCCAAAACAAACUACACGGCUCAAUACCGUAG